GAAAUAUUUGAAACAAGUUAGCAGUGACGUGCGCAUGACCAGACUGACCAUAUCCACAAGAGACUGGCGAGCUAUCCAUACCUUCCCACGACAGUCGGAAUUGUAUGGCUUACUGUACCAUUCUUCCCAUUUCCUGUUUUCAACCGAUUCGUGCUUCCGCAACUCCUCUUCCUCCGUCCCAGAAAGCCCGCUUCGUUGCUCGCCGUAAGGAAUCCGUUUCAGUUCAACAACUCCAACGUCCCCUAAUUGAAUACAUGAAGUUACCGGCGAGUCAAUAUUCAGUGUUGGAUGCGGAGAGGAUUGUGCGUGUCAGUGAAGAUACAUUCAGGUGUUAUGUUUACACAAUUAAGUUUUUCACCUUUGAGGUUUGUCCCGUUUUGCUCGUCAAGGUUGAACAGCAACCUCAUGGCUGUUGCAUUAAGCUCUUAUCCUGCAAGCUUGAGGGCUCGCCGAUGGUUGCCGCGCAGAACGAUAAGUUUGAUGCUAUAAUGGUGAACCGGAUAUCGUGUGAUAGCGACUCAAAUGAGUCACUGGUGCAGCAACUCUCAUCCGACACUGUAAUUGAGGUAAGCAUUGAAAUUCCUUUUGCGUUCAAAGCAAUACCAAAGCAAGCAAUUGAAUCAGCUGGGACUCAAGUCCUUGAACAGAUACUCAAGAUUAUGCUUCCCCGUUUUAUGUCACAGCUUGUGAAAGAUUAUCAAGCCUGGGCCUCUGGAAAUGCCUCAAGACAACCUCUUGGGACAGGUGAAAUCUGAAAUGAUGGGCAAUAGUUAAUGCCACUGGUGCAGGCUUUAAUUUGUAGUGUUGAUAUGUUAUAGUCUUAUAUAAAUGAUGUUUGUAGUGUGUGCAUUGAUGAGUUACUGGAUUGUUAUCUAAGUAUAUAUAGUUUUUUCUGAUUCUUUUAGGACAAACCGAGCAUACGGGGGGGUUGUAAAUCUAGGAAAUCAUUGUUAGUUAUGAUUAUGAUAUUCAAGUUAUGGUUCUAUAAUCUCAAUGUUAAAAGUAUAAUGAAUUUGAAAGUUUCACAAACUUUUUACAUGGGUGGUGGUUGUUUUUGGUGGAAGAAGUUCAAUGAAGUGCAAAAUGGAGAACCAUCUGGGGUUUUCACCACUUCAUAUAUUUUUUAGUUAUUA
Messenger RNA from Lathyrus oleraceus (garden pea), 1133 nucleotides. RefSeq lists its product as uncharacterized. The record is from RefSeq and is a predicted model, not a curated record. The transcript is spliced from 6 exons. Bases 105 to 755 code for a protein of 216 amino acids. NCBI's taxonomy places the organism in Eukaryota, Viridiplantae, Streptophyta, Magnoliopsida, Fabales, Fabaceae.